AUGCAAUUUGCCAAUAGGGCUGACAAAAAAAGAUUGUACUGCGUGAGUAUUGAGUCGUAUGCCUUCUGUCAACAUAUACUGAAACACACAUACAGAGAAAAGUAUAUAGCUCUAUUUCGGGACGCUAUUCAGCCAGAGAAUUUUGGCAUACUGACUGGAACAGCCCGUGAGUUCAAGAAGGCAUACUCGAACGCGACACCAUGUCCAAGUGCUGAAUUGGGGCCAAAUUGCAGGGUCAAGCAGUAUGUCGAGUUCCAGACCCAUGUUCAUCAAGAGUGCCGUGCAUUGACAAAUCGACAACUUUUAGUGUAUUGUAAGUAUAACUAG
This is a messenger RNA of Akanthomyces muscarius, 327 nucleotides long. RefSeq lists its product as uncharacterized. The coding region runs from base 1 to 327 and encodes 108 amino acids. The record is from RefSeq and is a predicted model, not a curated record. The transcript is spliced from 5 exons. Lineage: Eukaryota; Fungi; Ascomycota; Sordariomycetes; Hypocreales; Cordycipitaceae.